AAAAGAGGGCAUGGAUGUAAAAGCGAAAAGGAAUUUGUCAUUUUGCAAAGCUUGCAAAUCCCAAGACCCCUCACAAGAGGCCAAAGAAAAGAGCAACUGGUUUUUUUUUUUUUUUCAAUUCUCCACCAGAUAUCUCAUUCUUAGCUGUGUCCUGAACAGUGGGCCAUGCACGUGUUUGAAACCCUUCUCAUCCCAUCAUUCACUGCUACCCCUCUGCCCCUUAACUAAGUCCCCUCCAUCCUUUAUAACUGAACCUUCCCUCACACCUUCCCCAUCACUCAUCACACACACUCUCACUCUCUUUUCAACUCAUUGAAACAUUCAUCAAACACCUUCUCAAAAUGGCCAAAGUGGGAAAGCUAACAAAGCUCAAGUCAGCCAUCAAGAGAUUGCCCUCAUUGACCAAGCUCAGCCGCAACAGCAGCAGUGUCUCUUCCAACAAAAGGGUCUCUGGAGGAACAUCCUCUUCAUCCAAGGAACACGAACAAGAACAACAACUUCAUGCGGUUUAUGUCGGCAAGUCUAGGAGGCGGUACCUCGUGAACUCCGAAGUGAUCGACCACCCCGUGUUUCAGGAACUAGUGGACAGGUCUUGCUCUACUUCUUCUCAUGAUGAUGAAGAUGGGGUGGUUGUGGUGUCGUGCGAGGUGGUGCUGUUCGAGCACUUGCUGUGGAUGCUUGAGAGCGAAGAGACCCAGUUGGGGUCCAUGGAUGAGCUGGUCGAGUUCUACUCUUGUGCAUGCUGACACAAACACCCCCUAGUAAUAAUAAUGACUGACUUUAAUUGUUUUCUCUCAUGUGGUCACGCAAAAAACCAUUGGUCAUGACUGCUUUGUGAAUUCAGAUUAAUUCAAAUUUUAUAUAUAAAACAAAUAUUGUUAUUAUUAUAUAAAGUGGGCAUAUUGUAGUUGGCAUGAAUGUGCUAUUUGCUGUUGUGACAUUGUUUGAGGUGAAUCUAAUGCGAAUCCAAACCACCAUGUUUCA
Glycine soja is the source of this 984-nucleotide messenger RNA. RefSeq names its product auxin-responsive protein SAUR78-like. The coding region runs from base 342 to 746 and encodes 134 amino acids. Lineage: Eukaryota; Viridiplantae; Streptophyta; Magnoliopsida; Fabales; Fabaceae. The record is from RefSeq and is a predicted model, not a curated record. Gene Ontology annotation, biological process: response to auxin. The transcript has a single exon.